UAUGGCCGACGUUGGUUAAAAUCUUGCAGUACAAGGCUUUUUCUGCAAUGAUUCCUAGGUGGAAACAUUGUUUACAAGCAUAUUUAUUCUAAUUAUUUCUACAUGGAUAACUUCGAUCGGAGAUGGGGAGAAAGUGACCUGUCGUGAUCUUAUUAUGGGCAGUAUCCUAUUCAAAUGUAAAUGAAAUGCAGGACUGUGCCUGUCGAAAAAGAUGGUCGAAAUAUCACUGAAUGUAUUCAAAACGUACCAUGCCGUUAUACCAAUGACCACUCGUACGAAACCGCUCUUUUGUUAUCAGUCUUCCUUGGACUGUUAAAGUUUUGCACACUUGGUUUCUUCUUUGUAUUUCAUCUUGUAGAUGUUAUUUUGAUUGCAACACAGAAAACGAAGGUUACUUUGCAACAAAUGCUGAUACAAAGAUUGGAGAACAACAAAAGACAAACAUCACUAAGAAACCAAAGAGGAUAUUGAAAGAUAUUAAAACAAAGAAAGGGUAACUAAGCAAACAAACAGAACUAUUCUGUGAUUAUUGUUUAUUGAAGUACAGGCGGCCCAAGCUCCAGCUGUGAGAUGAUCAUCUUGUGCACUAACAGUCAUGGCGGAAUUAUAAUAGUUUGUAUGGGAAUAUUUACGACCACUCUAAGGAAUAAAAAAAUACGUCAAAUUCUCAAAAAAAUACCUCACCUUACUUCCACAGCGUAUUUCUUGUUAUCUGACCGCUUACUUUGAUGAAAAGAACGCAUUUUAGCGAGUUGUCUCAGUUUAGAGGUUUCUAACAG
Molecule: messenger RNA, 779 nt
Organism: Pocillopora verrucosa
Lineage: Eukaryota; Metazoa; Cnidaria; Anthozoa; Scleractinia; Pocilloporidae
Source: RefSeq, a predicted model, not a curated record